AUGCCAUCCAGAAUCUUUGCUCAUGUCGCAAAUCUACUUCCCAAAAAACAUAAAAGCCGCCAGACUCCUUCAAAUACAAUGCGCGACCUACACCAAUUGUUCGCACCAGACGGAAUAGUAAUUGACCGCCAGCCAAAAUUAGAUAACAUAUGUCUUAUUUCCGUAUAUUCUUCUGACGAUCAAGAACAAUCAAAUUGGAAUAUACGAAAAUUGAUCUUAGAUGGGAUGAUCGAAGUGAACGACGAACAACUUUCUAUCCUUCAGCGACACUUUCAGAAUAUACAACACCUUACGAUUCGAAGAGUAACUCUAAAUUCACUUAACUUUGGAGAUACUACAGACUGGAGCCUUUGGAAAUCUUUGACAGAAUUGAAGAUUGGAUUGGAUAUAAUCACUGUUCCUAACCCUGAAGAAGAAUUCUUAGCGAUCCUUUCGUGCUUACCACGUCUUACACAUCUAGAGGUUACGAGACCUAGAGCAAUAGGCUCCCCAACAUUUACAUUUCAAGCGAUCGAAACUCUUCACCAACGCCUACCAGAACUCGAAUACUUAUCAUUAUCUAUCGACCUUGUAAACCUCUCCCCAGACGACUUGCUAAAUAUUGCCAAUGUGAAACCAGCAACUUCCCUGGUUCUUUUCCAACCCAAUAAGAUAUAUUCUGACCAUAGAUGGUUGUACUAUUUCGUCAAAAAAUAUCCUAAUUUACAUACAAUUGGAACAAUGCUUUUUGAAGGAACCAGAAGAUCUGAUACUUUCUACAAUCCAGACGAAUACCAAGACAUAAUCACAUCUAUAUUUAAAGAUCCCUUGUCUGGAUUUCCAUGUCUGACAAGAGUGCGGGCACUUAUAGAACGUCACGCAGAGCCUGCCCAAAUCGCAUUCUGGGAUCUCUUUUGUUCUCUGAAUGUUCCUCUUACACAUCUGCACUGCUGUUUUGAUAUCGUAGAGACUCACACGAACACGUUUGAAAAUCGCAUAAAAAGGUGUAUGUAUGCAUUCUCGAAAACGAUUGCCAAAUUGUAUAUUCAUGCCAGAUUCAGUCCGUAUGAUCCAUGGGUACUUACAAAAGAGUUUACAGAAUACCCUUGUUUGUCCGAAUUAAUUAUUGGUGUACACCGAGCAAUCAUCGAAUUAGACACUCUCCUAGAUCACUGCCCAGUCCUGAAGAAAUUGAACAUGUCCAGCGAAUCACUCAUUCUCAGUCCGAGUACUCCCGCAAGUCCCGUUAAACACAAUCUACAGAUAUUAGAUGUUGUAAAUAUGGAAAUCAGUGCUAAUGUACUAGACUAUGUAUCUCUUCGGUGCCAAGGGUUGAAACACAUGCGCCUGAAUGGCUCAAGGAUCACGGGUCCAGUUGACCCAAAGACAGGAAACCUCUAUAUCGAUAUGUCGUACACUGACUUUGAUAUUAUUCAAUUGACGAGUAUAUGCUUUAAUACUUCAGAAUAUGGGAACGAUCCUAGAACCAAUAUAAACAUUUUGAAGUUUGUAUCGAACACGACCCACCAAAAAGCAGAGGAGCCCACCAAACACCAAACCAAGCCGAAGUUACUAUUACGACAUCGAAUCUUUCGCGAAGCAAAUACGGACAAUGUAUCACUAAAUGAAAAUGACUCAGGGAGUAACCUUUCUUCAAAGUGGUACUACAUGUUUUACGGCUAUAUAUCUCAAUCGAAAUAUUCAACUCAAGCAUGGAUUCUGACAAAAGAAGAAGUAGAACACGCCCAGAAAUACUUUUCCAACUUUGAGUAUGAAAGGAGUCUAGCCGAAAAGACUGAAGAUUAUUAUACCGGGAAUCAAGAGAGUACCAAAGACAACUGGAAGUUGGAUCUUGAUCGCGGCUAUGUCACUUGGAAAUGUGGAAACGUAACUGAAUUCAGCCUCAACCAACCCUCAAACGACGACGGUUUGUCAAUGAAAAAUAUAUUUGAUGACUUGCACUGAGACUAUACCCUCUAAACUAUUUACAAUGACAAAAAUAACAGCAACAGUUUAUAUUAGAGUGCUGAAAAAUAAUAAUUUUUAAGUUUUAUGUUAGAAUGAAAAGCUAAAAUUUUUAUUUUCGUAAAGGACUCUAACGAGAUAUCCGAAUUCUAUAGAUAGUAGUCGAGCCAAGAUAAUGUAUUGAACAGCAUCUCGCAUAUCUGAUCUCGUACAAUAAAAACGCCGGCUCAGAAC
Messenger RNA from Phycomyces blakesleeanus NRRL 1555(-), 2178 nucleotides. RefSeq lists its product as hypothetical. The coding region runs from base 1 to 1944 and encodes 647 amino acids. NCBI's taxonomy places the organism in Eukaryota, Fungi, Mucoromycota, Mucoromycetes, Mucorales, Phycomycetaceae. The record is from RefSeq and is a predicted model, not a curated record. The transcript has a single exon.